Molecule: messenger RNA, 847 nt
Organism: Pelobates fuscus (common spadefoot toad)
Lineage: Eukaryota; Metazoa; Chordata; Amphibia; Anura; Pelobatidae
Product: endonuclease V-like
Exons: 1
Coding region: 1-798 (265 amino acids)
Biological process (GO): DNA repair
Cellular component (GO): nucleolus; cytoplasm
Molecular function (GO): single-stranded RNA binding; RNA endonuclease activity producing 5'-phosphomonoesters, hydrolytic mechanism
Source: RefSeq, a predicted model, not a curated record
AUGCUGAGGGACUGGGGGUCAGCGAGGAGAAGGGCGGCUACACGGAGCCGGUGGGAGAGCGAGCAGUCUCUCCUGAAAGAAAGCCUGAUCUGCUCCAACACAGAACCCUGGCAGGCGUUUCCAGACUUUCCAGGAUUGGAGCGAGUUGGAGGGGUCGACAUCUCCUACAGUAAAGAAGAUGACACCAUUGCGUGUGUGUCCCUUGUGGUCCUCAGUUAUCAAGAUCUGGAGGUGAUCUAUGAGGACUGUCACAUGGUGCCCCUUGAUGCCACCUACGUUGCAGGUUUUCUGGCCUUUAGAGAGGUGCCAUCCUUGCCAUCCUUAUCAGAAGCUGUUUGCAGUCUGAUGAAAACCAAUCCAAGACUGAUGCCUCAAGUUCUCUUUGUAGACGGCAAUGGCGUUCUGCAUCACAGGGGGUUUGGAGUGGCAUGCCACCUCGGGAUCCAAACCGACCUACCAUGCAUUGGGGUCGCCAAGAAUCUGCUGCAAGUAGAUGGUCUGGAGAACAAUGAAGAACAUAAGGAACAGAUACGACAGCUGAAGAAUGGAGGGGACUUCUUUAACCUGACCAGCAGCUUGGGCAGUGUCCUUGGUACGGCUUUGAAAAGUUCUGAUAAAAGCUACAAACCCAUCUACAGUUCAGUGGGUCACAAGAUUAGCCUGGAGUCUGCUGUGCACCUGAUGCAUUCCUGCUGCAGGUACCGAGUGCCCAACCCAAUCAGACAGGCAGACAUACGAUCUAGGAAGUUUCUAGUUAAAAUCACAACUGUAGCAGAAUACUCCAAGGCUACAAGAUGACACUUUUCCCAAUGGAUCCUACAGGAAGUUAUGUCUGGUAACUCUGGAU